This is a messenger RNA of Suillus discolor, 1716 nucleotides long. RefSeq lists its product as uncharacterized. The transcript has 5 exons. Bases 165 to 1292 code for a protein of 375 amino acids. NCBI's taxonomy places the organism in Eukaryota, Fungi, Basidiomycota, Agaricomycetes, Boletales, Suillaceae. The record is from RefSeq and is a predicted model, not a curated record.
UGGACUGCCUGGCUCAUCGCAAGUUGAUGCGAGUGAUCGCAAAUGAGCGUGAGUGACCAAUUCGCAUGUAAUUCAAUUGGACUUCGAUCAAUAAUCCCUUCGAUAGUUUGUCUUAUCUCCUCUAUCCACUCCCAUCAUCUGUCUUCACUACGUCCCUUCCUAACAUGCCUACCUUGAGGGAAGUCACGGAAAUCGCCAGCGCGCUCGCUCUGCAAGCUCCCGGCACAGACGCUCCUUUAGACGUGCUAGGGGACUGGGGACGCGAAGUCGUGCGAUUUCUGACUUGGCUCGACACCGAGGAACGCAAGGUGUUAUUCACGCUCACGGCAGUCUCUCAACUCCACACAACCUUCCAAGAGCAGGUGGAUGCGCGCCUGCACCACCCUUGGCGAUCUUGGGGUCGCCGGUGGCUUCCUCUUACUGCUGAGGCUUGGGAAGCCAAAAUGCAAGCUUUAAUGGGGAGUCCCGUGAUCGGGGACCCUCUCGCUAGCACCCAGUUGUCUUCGCUUGCUGUCGUUGCUCUCCCCGAGCCUUCUAACAAGGUCAAAUAUGGUGAUCACGCUGGCGCGGGCGAUUGGAAAACUGAAGAGAAGCCUGCGCGUCGCACUCGUACUUCUUGGGCUAAACGCCCUCGAGAGGAAGCGCCACAGGGCGACACAAGACCUUCUGAUGUCCAAACGCCUUCUUCAUUCGUGGACCGUCCUUCCAAUCGGCCCAGACUCCCACCUUCCGUAAAGAAACCACUCCGGCGCAUGCCUCCAUCCAAACCCCGCUCUUUCAACGAGUUAAUGCAAGAUAACAACCUGCGAGACCCUCACGCAGUGGUGCUUGAAUGCAAGAGAUGUAUAAAAAAAUCCUCGGCGACGAGGCCCUGCCUCACCGUACUUCGUCUGUGUUCGCGGACUGACGAGUACGAACUAUCACAUUCCUGCAUGCGCUGCAUUGUAGACCAUCAGAAGUGCGAGUGGCCUGCUGGUGCUAUUUCUAAGAACACAGAACAUCGUGCGGACGUCUCUGUAAAAUACUUCUCAUUCACCGAGGACCAGUCGACAGCUCCAAAGUCACCGGGGCCAACGUCGACUCAGUCUGGUGCCUCUGCUCCUCACGACGUAGUUAUCGAUUCGCCGCAGAAGAACACGGUGAAGGCCGCUUCUUCUACUCGGCCUGCACCCGGCCCUUCCUCGGCUACUACCGUAGCAGAGCAAGUGAAACAUACUUCCGACAUCGUCCAACUGCCUACGCCGAAGCGUUCUGAUUCGCCCAUUUCAACUUGGAUAAUGGAACUGAUGUAACGGAAUUCGUGAAUGACCUCAUGGCAUCAAGUUACCAGAAGAAUUGUGACUGCAGUCGCGUGCAACACCCUAAUGUCCACGAGAGCAGAAUCUAUGCCUUCCCUGUUCGCUACUUCACGACCUACGUCAUUUUAACCCUAUCGUCACUGGCACAAAACUCUCGAUUGCCUCAGGCUUGCGAUCUUUACUUUAUCGUCAUGUUCCCUAGCUACAGGCUUGUCGUCUCGUGCAGUAGAUGUCGAGCGCCUUCUGCUUGUAGUCAGGGCAUGUGUCCGGGACAUCUAUAACAUCCGACGCGAAGCUGUCGUACAAUAGGAGCGUUUCUACAAAUCAGCAUCUCCAUGAGCGACAUGUGCAUGCGAAGCGGCGGCCUACACAAUAACAGUAUCAUUCCUGAAGAGAUCAAACACCGAUUAGGCUACAU